Molecule: messenger RNA, 897 nt
Organism: Olea europaea var. sylvestris
Lineage: Eukaryota; Viridiplantae; Streptophyta; Magnoliopsida; Lamiales; Oleaceae
Product: putative late blight resistance protein homolog R1A-10
Exons: 4
Coding region: 1-897 (298 amino acids)
Biological process (GO): protein folding
Molecular function (GO): alpha-tubulin binding
Source: RefSeq, a predicted model, not a curated record
AUGGGAGCUUUUCCGGAAGACUAUGAGGUUCGUGUCUGUAAACUCAUCCAGUUAUGGGUUGCUGAGGGAUUUUUAAAGCUACAUGAUUUCGAAGUCUUGGAAGAGGUUGCAGAGGAGUAUCUUGCAGAUCUUAUUAAUAGAAAUCUUAUUUUGGCCCACAAGAAAGGGUCUAACGGGAAAGUUAAAACAUUCAACACAAUUCAGCAGCGCCGCCUGAGUAUUAAUCCAAAUGUUGUAAAAGAUAAUGAAGAUAUAGUUUCAUUGAGGACAUUCACUCCGGAAUCUAGAGACAUUAAUUGUUUACUCGCCGCAACAUCAAUUGCCCAACAUAGCGUGGGAACUAGGGAAUAUGCGACAGUUAAGGCAUCUCAAGUUGGUUUGAAUUUUCCUGCCCUUUUCAGUAAACUCGAAAAUUUAAAAUUGGGCUUUCAAUCUCCGUCAGACUUCACCUCCCUGCGGAACAUUAAUUUACCUCCAAGUCUCAAAAAGAUAUCUUUGAAUGGUUGUAGAAUUCCUUGGGAGUUUUUUUCGAUUUUCAAUUCGGUGCCCAAUCUAGAAGUGCUGAAGUUACAUUAUGCCUUCAUAGGCCCAGAGUGGGUACCAACUGAAGGGGAACUUCCCAAACUAAAAUUCCUGCAAAUUUGGGGGACCAAUUUGGUUUACUGGAGAGCUGAAGAUAACCAUUUUCCAAGCCUUGAGCACCUAGUCCUUAGGAAUUGCUCGAAACUUGUAGAAAUCCCAUCUAGUAUUGGAGAAAUUCCAAGCCUUGAAACAAUUGAGAUGGAUGACUCUAGUCCAUCAGCGGUGGAUUCGGCAUGUCAGAUACUGGAGGAGCAACUGAACCAGGGAAAUGACUGCCUUCAACUUGUUGUCUAUCCACGCAGAUCCGAAUUCUAA